AUGACUGUCACUACUUCACAAGCUGCGCUAGGGAGGGACCAGACAAAAGAUGAGGAAAAGAGAACACAUCAAUACGGGUCCUUAUCAGUUCAGCGAAAAAUCAGUUCAAUCCCACAGUCAUUGUGCAGUGAAAGCUGCUCUGCAGGAUACAGGAAGGCACCUCAGCCAGGCCAGCCAAUCUGCUGCUUCAACUGUAUCAUGUGCUCCCAAGGAGAAAUGUCCAACCAAACUGAUUCCAUUGAGUGCCGCAAAUGCCCUAAAAAUAGCUGGCCCAAUGAGAAGCAAGACAAGUGCAUGAAGAAAGUAACCGAGUUCCUUUCCUAUGAUGAACUGCCAGGCAUGGCAUUAAGUGCAACUUCCAUAUUCUUAGCAAUGGUUACUGCUGUUAUCCUAGUACUCUUUGUGAAGUGUCAUCACACUCCAAUUGUCAAAGCAAACAACAGGGAGCUUAGCUAUGUGCUCUUAUUUAGUCUUAUGUUGUGUUUCCUCUGUUCAUUAAUUUUCAUAGGCCGCCCCACACAUACGACAUGUAUGCUUCAGCAAGUUGCAUUUGGCAUUAUUUUUACAUUGUCUAUCUCUUGUGUUUUAGCCAAAACUGUUGUGGUAGUCAUUGCCUUCAGUGCUAGCAAGCCAAACAGUAACCUGAGAAAAUACUCAGGGCCCAGACUGCCUAAAAUUUUAGUUAUGAUCUGUACUGCUGUCCAGGUAACAAUAUGCAUUUCUUGGAUAUUUAUUUCCACUCCAUUCCAGGAUGAAAAUACAACCUCUGUACCAGGGAAGAUCAUUAUAGAAUGUAAUGAAGGCUUGCCUGUAGCUUUUUGGUGCAUGCUGAUUUACUUGGGCAUUUUAGCCACUGUAAGCCUCAUAGUUGCAUUUUUGUCAAGAAAGCUCCCAGACAGCUUUAAUGAGGCUAAAUUUAUAACAUUCAGUAUGAUGGUAUUUGUAAGUGUAUGGGUGUCAUUUAUCCCAGCCUAUCUGAGCACACGAGGGAAGUAUAUGGUGGUUGUUGAAAUAUUUGCCAUCAUAUCCUCAGGGGCUGGACUGCUACUUUGUAUAUUUGUUCCUAAGUGCUACAUUAUUCUGCUUAGACCAGAAAUGAACAACAGAGACCACCUAAUGGGGAAAGGUGCAUAUAAGAAUGGAAAUUUUUAG
Messenger RNA from Protopterus annectens (West African lungfish), 1152 nucleotides. Its product is annotated as vomeronasal type-2 receptor 26-like. The transcript is spliced from 3 exons. The record is from RefSeq and is a predicted model, not a curated record. Gene Ontology annotation, molecular function: G protein-coupled receptor activity. Lineage: Eukaryota; Metazoa; Chordata; Ceratodontiformes; Protopteridae. Gene Ontology annotation, biological process: G protein-coupled receptor signaling pathway. Gene Ontology annotation, cellular component: membrane. The coding region runs from base 1 to 1152 and encodes 383 amino acids.